Myxocyprinus asiaticus (Chinese sucker) is the source of this 3534-nucleotide messenger RNA. Its product is annotated as tetraspanin-14-like. NCBI's taxonomy places the organism in Eukaryota, Metazoa, Chordata, Actinopteri, Cypriniformes, Catostomidae. Gene Ontology annotation, cellular component: membrane. Gene Ontology annotation, biological process: regulation of vascular endothelial growth factor signaling pathway; protein localization to plasma membrane; protein maturation. The record is from RefSeq and is a predicted model, not a curated record. Bases 166 to 978 code for a protein of 270 amino acids. The transcript is spliced from 9 exons.
AGUGAGUAUUCAUUUCUCAUGCAGGGAGUACCGGGCGUGUCUUUAUCACACUCACAGUCUCGCACACAACGUCCUGCAUUCGUGUGUGUGUGUUGGGCGGUAGAGUGGAGUUUUCUCAAACUAUAACCAAUACGGAAGCGUUGUGUGACAAACAAAGAGAAGAAGAUGCACUAUUACAGAUAUGAAAAUGCAGAGGUCAGCUGUUGCUACAAAUACCUCAUGUUCAGCUACAACAUUAUCUUCUGGCUGGCCGGAACAGCAUUCAUCGCAAUUGGCUUCUGGGCCUGGAGUGAAAAGGGUGUACUAUCGGAUCUGACACAAGUAACACGUCUACAUGGUUUUGACCCUGUUUGGGGCGUGCUUGUGGUGGGCACUGUCACAUUUAUUUUGGGCUUUGCAGGAUGUGUUGGAGCACUCAGGGAAAACAUCUGCCUCCUGAAGUUUUUCUCUGGAGUCAUUGGGUUAAUCUUCUUCCUGGAGCUGACGGCUGCAGUGCUGGCAUUUGUGUUUCAGGGGCAAGUUAGGGGAUGGAUAAAUGAUUUCUUCUUGGCCAAUGUGAAGGCUUACAGGGAAGACAUUGACCUACAGAACCUGAUUGACUCCAUUCAGAGACUAAAUCAUUGCUGUGGAGCUAAAGACCCCAACGAUUGGGACCUGAAUGUGUAUUUUAACUGCUCAAUGAGUAAAUCCAGCAGAGAGAAAUGCGGAGUGCCUUUUUCUUGCUGCCUCAAUGACCCUGCUGAUACAGUGGUGAACACGCAGUGUGGAUAUGAUGUUAGAUCAUCUGGCACAUUGUCCCAGUGGAGCAGCACCAUUUAUGUCAAAGGAUGCAUUACAGCUUUAGAGGACUGGCUUCCACGGAAUCUCUACAUUGUGGCCGGAGUCUUCAUAGUCAUAUCACUGUUACAGAUGGUGGGAAUCUUCUUGGCAAGGACAUUGAUUGGAGACAUUGCAAAGGUCAAAUUUAAUUAUUACUGAGCUCUUAUAACUGUGGAAGCAACUGGAAAGCAGUAUAUGGAAAAAGAUGUGGACCCUGUUUUAUGACUCUGCCUCUUUUUUCUUCUGCAUCUACUUUGUGGUGGCCAAUCACAUGUGUGGAGAAAGGGACUCCAUUCACUGGACCACAUCUUUAUUGUUUCUUAAGACCAUUUAUUGAAUCCGGAGCUGCCUAGCUAAUUUGGAUACCGUCACAGGUGUGCCUUCGCUCUUCUACAAGUGUUUCUUGGAUAAUUUAGCUCCAGGUCUCUUUUUUGUUUUUGUUUUAUUGACCCACUAUUAAGCAAACAUUUGUAUCUUUUGAAACCACUAAUAACCAAACAUUAUGGAAAUAAUGGGAUCUUCUAUCAACAGACCAUAACCUGUAAUCUAACCUGAGAUGUAAUUAUAAUCAUGAACAAAAGCGAGUAGGCCAACCAAGCUUUAAUUACUGAAACAUAUCUGUAUGGUCCUCUUGCACAGUCUGCUAAACAUUGUGUCAUGACUUUUCUAUUGUCAACAGAAUUGAGAAUUAGUACAGAAGCACUAUAAGAAGAUGCUUAAAUGUAAAUGUACAUAUUUUUUCUCUGACAAAAAAAAAAAAAAGUUUAGAAGAGAAGGGAGCCUAUCUAAUGCAUCAGUCGAUUUUCCGUUUGUGAUUCUGUAUUUGAUCAUGAGCACCUCACCUAAACUGUUGUUUUCAAGUGGAGCCUUUGAAUGAUGUGAGAUAAUUUUAUCCGUGGAACCAUUUGAACAUGUAGCUUUGCCUGUGAUGAAUUUGAACUCAUUCAUUUCAUAUAAGAGCGGUGAGACCCAUAGAAAUCACUUAAGUUUGAUGGUAGUCACCAUAUGUUAUUUUUUGAAGUACACAUGCCAUUGCCUUGAGAUGUCAACUCUUACCUCAUUGUUUCUACUUUUGACAGGUGACUUCAUGCACAAACGAAGGUUGUGCCUUUUCAUCGAUUUAGAAAUGUACAUUGUUCCUUGCGUUACAUAGAUCGAUUGAAAUCAAUAUUGUAACUAUUAGGUUAUUGUUCUAUUAGAAUCUUGGCUCUUUUUAUUUUGAAAUUGAUAUAAGGCAAUGUGUAAGUCAUUCCAUAUCAGGUAAUGUUUUCUGCAUCAAUUUGGAAACCUAACUGCCAUUAGAACAACUCCUACUUACAACACAAACAUUAAUGCUGAAGUGUGUUAUUUCUGUGUCACUCGUGUAGCUAAAUAGAUUUUAUUUCAGAGAUUCCAAAAUCUGUUCAUUGGUUGUACAAAACGAUAGUCCCGCCCCAAACUAACACCAUUGAGAAAAUCUUGCUGCGUUUGGCUGAACAAACCUCUCAAACAGAGAAAUGAUUUAAUAUUGACACAGAGCCAUAGUCUUAAACUUAUAUGUGAAAUCUACCUACAAAUGACUUAUUUAUAAUUGACACUGCAUAUUAAGCUGGGAUAUUACAUUUUUUUACAUAAAAAAUUACAUCAGCAACAAUAUGCAUUCUGAUAGAAAUGUGAACACCUGCCUGUCUUUAUCACUCUAUAGCCCAAAGAAUCCUCCUGUGAACACUUCUGGCUUUCCUUUUCACAGUUCUAUUGUUGUAUACUUCUGUAAAAUGACCUCUACAAGAAAAUAAUGGGGAAAAAAGUUAAUCUUCUAAAUGCAGAGUGCACUAUUUUGUAGUUUUUUUUUCUUUCUUUCUUUUUUCCCCGGAGUGUGUGUAUGCCACUGUGUAGUGUUAAAGGUAUAAUUCACCCAAAGCAUGUUCCAAACCCAUAUGACUAUUUCUUCUGUUGAACACAAAAAGAGAAGUUAGGAAAAAUGUUCAGUCGUAGUCACCAUUAACCACAAAAUGUAAGUGAACAGUGACUGGGGCGGACUUAACAUCUUCAUGUACCAUGGAAAAAAAGAAGGUCAUAUGGGUUUGGAACAACAUGAGGGAGAGUAAAUGAUGAAAAUGUUAUUUGUGGUUGAACUUUAAGACUUGAUAGAGUGUUCACUAAAAUGCAGUACAGUUUCUCCUUUUUUCAUGAAGGGACUUUUUUUGUUGAAUAUGUGAUUAUCUUUGUAAAUUUUUUCAUAAUUCCUUUCAUUUUUAUAUGCAAUAAAUACAUUUGAUCUUAGUUAUCACCGUCAUUGAUGUCUUUUAAGGUUUGUGACGCCCAUACCAGCUUUGUUUGGGUGUAUUAUUAUGCUGCAAAUAUUUGUGGUCAGACAUUGGUUGUCAGAUCAAGAUAUAAAACAUAUAAGUUUAAAUAUGUUUAUAAAUAGGUUUAAUUAUGUAAAACUGGUUUCCAAACAAUUUUCAUAAAUACGCAUUGCAUGCAAACAAUAUUAUUUUGCUUCAGAGAUGGUCUAUGGGACAUAAAAAUGUUUUUUAGCAGAGGUUAGACUAUGUCCAUUUUGUUUUAUAAUAUGUUGCUUAAAAAAUAACAUUAGUGUUGCUCCUAAUUUUGCACAGCUCAUUAUACAGGGACACUGGGGGUUUUCUUUUGUUUGUUUGUUUUUGCUAUAAAAAUAGACCAUACAUUAACCGAGUGUCUUCGAGGAAAAUAAAAUUAUUGUAUUAUAUUAUU